GAUAUUUCCUGCGGGUCAAACGAACAAGAAAGCGACUGGAAAGUGAUGUCAUCUACCAUUAGCCUACCAAAAAUAGUAAACAAAUCACAACACCGGCGCGCAGAUACACCCUCAAGAUUCGACCGUCAAGGGAUUCGUUUGCCUAGAGCAAAUAGCUUUUUGAACGUUGCGAAUAUGCCGCUCUCCUCGCGAGGAAAAGGCGAGAAACUAAGACGGCCAGGUGAUACGAAAGGCACAAACUACCUCAUAUGUGAACCAACGGCUGUUGGUCACGCGAUGAACGAGGCUAAUAUAUCACGGUACGCUUUUCGAGCAACACUGGACCGAAUACCCGAAACCGACGGAGAAAAACUUUUGAACACUCAUGGAAAGAGAAAGUCCAAUAGCGGGGAAAGAACACAACAAAAAUCUGGCUUAACA
Messenger RNA from Porites lobata, 420 nucleotides. The record is from the annotation of a GenBank genome assembly. NCBI's taxonomy places the organism in Eukaryota, Metazoa, Cnidaria, Anthozoa, Scleractinia, Poritidae.